Anguilla anguilla (European eel) is the source of this 6503-nucleotide messenger RNA. It is a transcript of the gene svila, whose product is annotated as supervillin a. Gene Ontology annotation, cellular component: actin cytoskeleton; cytoplasm. Gene Ontology annotation, biological process: cytoskeleton organization; actin polymerization or depolymerization; barbed-end actin filament capping. Lineage: Eukaryota; Metazoa; Chordata; Actinopteri; Anguilliformes; Anguillidae. The coding region runs from base 615 to 6356 and encodes 1913 amino acids. The transcript has 40 exons. The record is from RefSeq and is a predicted model, not a curated record. Gene Ontology annotation, molecular function: phosphatidylinositol-4,5-bisphosphate binding; actin filament binding.
UAGCGAACCGUGGGGAAGUUUGAGAAACAAGCAGACGUGAAUGAUAGAGUGCUGUGCGCUUGUGGACGGACAGGUCUCACUAUAAAACAUGAAAUAGGUUCAGGUGCGUUGCUUUCAAGUGAACCAUUCCGUCAAUUUAUUCCGCUACUAAUCAAUCAAUCUCACUAACAAAUAGAACAAAUAUAAUAUCUGUGGAAGGAGAAAAACAACGCACUUCAGGUUCAUAGGAGAACAUUUUAAAACAAUUGGUUAAAGCUAGACGUGCAAACUAAUAACUGGCGGCCUUAUUAUAUUUCUUAAACCGCACUUAUUAGAAAUAUUGAACAUUGGGGAACUUCACACAAAACAAUUUCUUGGGAGAGUUCAACGCUGUUGACUCGAACCGAUGACCGAGGCUACUUCUUUAAAGGGGCAUUGGAAGUGAAGCUCCAAUCAAACUUGGCACUUCAGGACUGUUGCAGAAGAGAGCUUUAAGCUUUCAGAAAGAAUUUCCUUUUGAAGAAAAGGGCGAUUUGACCAAGAGCACCAAGGAUAUAGAUGUUCAUCUUUUGGCAGUCCUUCCUAAAGUUUCAGAAUUGAGGAAGAGGUUUGAGAACAGCUCAGGCGAUUUGGAAAUGAACAGGAAGGAGAGGAUCGCCCGCCGUCUGGAGGGCAUCGAGGGCGAUGUGCAGCCCGCCCUGCUGCCCACCUGCGCUGGCCUGGUCACCAACCGGCUGCUGGAGGAGGACACCCCGCGAUACACGCGCGCGUCUGACCCCUGCGACCCCUGCGCGGUCCCAGGCCGUCAGUAUGGCAGGGAGGACGCGGAGAGCCCGGAGAUCCAGGCGGCUUCCACGGAGCGGCAGUCCCGCGCGCGGUGCCGCACCGAGCCUCAGGCCUUCCACGGCGACCCCGCGUACGGCGCCGACGCGGCAGGCCUGGAGUCCAAGGCGGAGCGGAUCGCCCGCUACAAGGCGGAGCGCCGCCGGCAGCUAGCCGAGCGCUACGGCAUCUCCCUGGACCAGGAAGCGGACUGCGCGUAUCGCCACGCCCGAGCGCACCGGGAGCCGGACCCGUCGGAGAGGCACCGGGGGCAGGAGGAGGAGGAGGACCGGCGGGGGGAGGACCUCGUCCGGGAGACGCAGGACGGCUUCUCCGAACGCGAGAGGCUGCUGAACCUGGAGAACUUCAGGCGGGCCCAGGACCGGGGCCUCAGAGCCAGCCCCCCCGACCAGCCGUCCUACAUGGACGUCUCCGCCUACGCCAGAACCCCGGCCAAGGACUUCACCGUCGCCGGGGUGCCGCGCUACUCCCCCGAGGCGGGGCGCCGGUCCUCCCUGCCCUCCCCAAAACACGCCGCUUCUGCCGGGGACCUGUUCAUUGAGCAGCAGCCCCACAGCGUCCUGCACAGACAGGGGUCCUGCUUGAGUCCUGUGCUCCCGACCGAAGCUCUCACCACCUGGAGCAGUUGUGAUAUUGCGGUUGAGUUUCAAACGGAUGAAGAGAAGCUGGAUGAGAGAGCCAAGCUCAGUGUGGCAGCCAAGAGGUCCCUCUUCAGGGAGCUGGAGAAGACCACCUCUGUGGGAGCCCCUAAACCUCGCUCCCGUAACGCGGCUGUGGAGAGGCGGCUCAGGCGCACCCAGGACCGCUCCCGCACCCAGCCCGUCACCACCGAGGAGGUGGUCAUCGCCGCCACAGCCCCCUCCUCGUCCUCGCGCGCGGGGGCGGCCCUCACGGCGGCGUCGCGCCUCCCUAGCCCCGCUGUAGUCAGCAGCGCCCUGUCGCCGCUCAGUCUGCAGGCCACUUCCCAGCAUGCAUCAGUAGCUCGGGAGAAGGCCCGCGAGGCCCGGGAAGCCCAGGAGGCCCGGGAGGCGCAGCAGGGGCGGAGUUCCCUCGUCCCGUCCGAGGAGGGCCAGGAGGAGCCUGACCUCUGCACCCUCAGCUUGGCCGAAAAGAUGGCGCUCUUCAACCGCCUGGCGCAGCCCCCCACCAAGGUGACCCGGACCCGGGCAGACACCCGGCUGCGCAGGAACAACGCCCGCUACCAGACCCAGCCCAUCACCCUGGGAGAGGUGGAGCAGCUGCAGCACGAAGGAGGACACAAGUUUGGGCUCCUCUCCGCAGCAGCAGCGACGCCCAGCUCCUCUGCGGUCACCACGGUCUCCACAGCCCACGCCGGAGACAUCCACCUGGGCCGGUCUACGGUCCUGAUGGACGCCACCCCGCAGUCCAGCCCCCUUUACUACGAGAGGGCCACGCCCAAGCACCACAGCUCCACCCCCAGCCCGGACGCGGGCGCGAAGGGCUCCCCGCUUCCCCCGGAGCAGCUCCAGUACGCCGCCCAUCAGCAGGCGGAGCCUCGAGCCUUUCACAGAUAUGCGGGGGCGGGGCCUGGGGAGUGGCCCGGGGAAGCGGCGAUCGACGGCGGCGGCGGCGGCAAGCGGAAGCUGCCCUCCCCGGAGGGGGACGUCCAGCAGCCGUCGCUGCCCCAGCCCGGCCGCGAAGCGGACGAGGACCCCCGCGUCCCGAGGCGCGGCAGCCCCCCGUCUGGGGGGCGGGGCCGGGGCGAGAGCGCGCGCGCCCUGCAGAAGGCCGAGAGCGCCGUUUUCGAGGAGAGGGCGGAGCGCUGGGGCCCCCUGAGGGAGACGCGGUCCUCGCACGAGCUCUACGAGGCCGAGGGCGUGCCGAGGAGCAGGCCCGCCUCCUCAGAGCUGCCAGAGGCCAGUGUCUCGGCGAGCGAGGCGGCGGUGAGGAGCGUCCCUCUCUCUCAGGCUCCCCGUGCGCUCUCUCCUCUCCGGCUGAGCGGGGACGACGACCUCGUCCUCCUCGACCAGCACAGCCCCCCAGAGCCCGACGACCCGGACGACACCAUGUCCGCGCGCCAGAUGUCCAUCAAAGAGAGGCUGGCUCUGCUGAGGAAGAGCGGUGAGGAAGACUGGAGGAACCGCAUCAAUAAGAAGCCGGAGGUGGCGAAGGAGGGGGUGGCCGAACUCCGCGCACAGCUGUGGGACGUGGAGCAGAGCUUCAAGAAGAAGGAGGAAACGAUGAUAAUUGACGAUCUUCAGUGGGAGCCCGUUUAUGCUUCAACCUACUCCCCUCCUCCAGUGUCUGCUGGGAAUAUAUGUCAAUAUAUUGAUCCUUAUAACCAGGCCAGUUCCCUCAGUGCUAGCGAGUGCUGCCCCCUGCAGGUGGAUGAGCGUCACCCGUGGAGACUGAAGAGGAUAGGAGAGGACCUCGAAGCUCAGAUGACCAUCGAGGAGAGGAAGAAGCUGAUCACCGCCCGGGAGGACGCCUGGAAGAGCCGGGGCAGGGGGGCGGCCAACGACUCCACCCAGUUCACGGUGGCCGCCCGAAUGGUGAAGAAAGGUCUCGCGGCUCCUUCUGCUAUCUGCCCCGUGCUCUCCCCUGUGUCCUCCAAAACCAAGACCAGCACGCCAGCAGUCUCCAAGCCCCAAGAAGAAAUUGAAGCCAGGCCAGAUAUGAAUCUGGAGUCUGACAGGAAGCUCGAUAAGCUGGAGUCCUUCUUGGGAAAGAUUAAUAGUAAAGUGUCUGGUGUGCAGGACGCCACUGUGACGGUGACGGAAAAGACCGUCAAGGAAGUGAUGAAGCUGGACGACGAGAUCUUCUCCAAAUUCUACAGCCAGGUGGACGACUUGCCUCACCUUUCCAGCAAGAUCGAGAUCGAUGACGACUUUGAUGCCAUCUUCGGUUCCCAGACGCCCAAGUUGCCCUCGGCCGGGGUGCAGCACAAGCUGGCGGUGCGGCCGGCCCGGAACGUUCAGUGCUCCAGGAACCCCCUGAAGAUGCUGGCGGCCCGGGAGGACAUCCGCCACGAGUACACGGAGCAGCGGCUGAACGUGGGCCUGCUGGAGUCCAAGAGGAUGAAGGCAGAGAAGAUGAGUAAGAACUCUGGCUACUCCCAGGUGGCCCUGGCUGGCCUGGCCAGUAAGGAGAACUUCAGCAGUGUCAGCCUGCGCAGCGUCAACGUCUCAGAGCAGACGUCCAACAACAGCGCGGUGCCCUACAAGAAGCUGAUGCUCAUGCAGGUCAAAGGCCGACGCCAUGUCCAGACCAGGCUAGUGGAGCCCCGAGCCUCGUCCCUGAACAGCGGAGACUGCUUCCUCCUGGUCACGCCCCACUACUGCUUCAUCUGGGUUGGAGAGUUUGCCAACGUCAUAGAGAAAGCUAAAGCCUCUGAGCUGGCCACCUUCAUUCAGACCAAGCGGGACCUGGGCUGCAGAGCCAACUACGUGCAGAUCAUUGAGGAAGGGAUCAACACACACAGUCACGCAGCCAAAGACUUCUGGAAGAUUCUCGGCGGGCAGACCAGCUACCAGUCCGCCGGAACGCCCGACGAGGACGAGCUGUACGAGAGCGCCAUCGUGGAGACCAACUGCAUCUACCGCCUCGUGGAGGACAAGCUCGUCCCUGACGACGACUUUUGGGGGAAAGUCCCCCGUUGCACCCUUCUCAACUCCGGAGAGGUGCUGGUGUUUGACUUUGGCAGCGAGGUGUAUGUGUGGCACGGGAAAGAGGUGACGUUGGCCCAGAGGAAGGUGGCCUUCCAGCUGGCCAAGCACCUGUGGAACGGCACCUUUGACUACACCAACUGUGACAUCAACCCACUGGACCCGGGAGAGUGCAAUUCUCUCAUACCCAGGAAAGGUCACGGUCGUCCGGACUGGGCGGUGUUCGGCCGGCUGACGGAGCACAACGAGACCACCCUGUUCAAAGAGAAGUUUUUGGACUGGACGGAGGCGAAGAAGUCUCCUCCGAAGAACGGCACCGAGCACGUGUCCGAGCUCAGGGAGCAGAUGCAGGGUAAUGAGAACCGCCCGUACGACGCCACGCUGAUGAUCCCCCUGCUGCAGAAGGCGGUGAACACCGUGCUGGACGGCGUGGACGUGGGGCGGGGCUACGGGCUGGUGGAGGGCGACGAGUGCCGGCGCUUUGAGAUCAGCACGCUCUCGGUGGACGUCUGGCACAUCCUGGAGUUCGACUACAGCCGCCUGCCCCGGCAGAGCAUCGGCCAGUUCCACGAGGGCGACACGUACGUGGUGAAGUGGAAGCACAUGGUGAGCACCGCAGUGGGGAAGAGGCAGAACCCGGAGCAGCUGCGGAGUACGGGUGCAGGGAAGGAGAAGUGUGCCUAUUUCUUCUGGCAGGGCCGUAACUCCACAGUGAGCGAGAAGGGCACAUCAGCGCUGAUGACUGUGGAGCUGGAUGAGGAGAGAGGGGCUCAGGUCCAGGUGCAGCAGGGAAAGGAACCCCCAUGUUUCCUGCAAUGCUUUAAUGGAGGCAUGAUUGUGCACUCAGGAAAGAGAGAGGAGGAAGAAGAGAAUGCUCAAAACGACUGGCGGCUGUACUGCGUGCGAGGGGAGGUCCCGGUGGAGGGCCACCUGCUGGAGGUGCCGUGUCACUGCAGCAGCCUGCGCUCCCGGGCGUCCAUGAUCGCCCUCAACGUGAACAAGGCCAUCAUUUACCUGUGGCAGGGCUGCAAGUCGCAGGCACACACCCGCAGCGUGGGCCGAACCGCAGCCAACAGGAUCAAAGAGCAGUGUCCCCUGGAGACAGGGUUACACAGCAGCAGCCGGGUCACCAUUCACGAGUGUGAUGAAGGAGCAGAGCCUGCGGGCUUCUGGGAAGCUCUGGGCAGAAGAGACCGGAAGGCCUACGACUGCAUGCUACAGGACCCAGGGAAAUUCAACUUCACACCACGGCUCUUUCAGUUGAGCAGCUCCUCGGGGGAGUUUGUUGCCACAGAGUUCUUCUACCCCUCCAGAGUGCCUGAGCUAGUCACCUCAUUGCCCUUCCUCCAGGAGGACCUGUACACCGCAUCCCAGCCAGCGCUGUUCCUGGUGGACAACCACCAUGAGGUCUACCUGUGGCAGGGCUGGUGGCCCCAGGACAGUGAGAGCACGGGCUCCGCCCGCAUUCGCUGGGAUGGAGACAGGAAGUGCGCCAUGGAGACAGUGCUACAGUACUGCCAAGAGAAAAAUGAGAAGAAGCCGCCAAAGUCGUACCUGAUCCACGCUGGCCUGGAGCCACUCACUUUCACCAACAUGUUCCCCAACUGGGAACACCGUGAGGACAUAGCAGAGAUCACAGAGAAGGAAGCGGAGGUGUGCAACCAGAUCAUCCUGGUGGAGGACGUGCUGGCCCGGCUGUGCAAGGCCACGUACCCGCUACCCGACCUGCUGGCCCGGCCGCUGCCUGAGGGCGUCGAUCCCCUUCGCCUGGAGAUCUACCUGUCUGAUGAGGACUUUGAGGGUGUAGGGGCUUCUGGGAAGAAGGCGCUGGAGAUGACGAGGGACGAGUAUGAGGCCCUCCCCGGGUGGAAGCAGGUGAACGUGAAGAAGGCCAAAGGACUGUUUUAGAGGAGGGAGCUCUGACCCGACGGCAGCAGCCGGUGUGCCGUGGGCCUGGACCUGCCACUGAGAUCACUUUAAACCCCCAAAUCCGCGCACAAACACACACACACACUCACACUCACACUCACACACACGCACACACACACACACACA